Molecule: messenger RNA, 2027 nt
Organism: Aedes aegypti (yellow fever mosquito)
Lineage: Eukaryota; Metazoa; Arthropoda; Insecta; Diptera; Culicidae
Product: protein phosphatase 1 regulatory subunit 21
Exons: 6
Coding region: 460-1641 (393 amino acids)
Cellular component (GO): early endosome; membrane
Source: RefSeq, a predicted model, not a curated record
UAGUUUGACAGUGGAAAACUCGAAUCGCGCACAGAUUUCACAAAAAAAGUGUUGUCUUUUUCCUCGUCCAAAAGUUAUUAAUUCCUGCGAGAGAAAAAACGGUGAAAUUUUAGUGCAAACGUAGAAUUCUAUCUGUUUUACAGUUGAGCGGUGUGUGAGUUGAACGUGAUAAGCAGUUUCUCGAGAAAAAAAACUGUCGUAACAUCGCCCCCUCUUGCGCUGCGGUGGAAUUUCUCCGAUUGGUAAUUCAAUAUGCGAAACAUCGGCACAAAUCAGCACCAUCAGUGUGACGAAGACGGGCGGAAGUCGUAAUCAAAAUCAGUUGCAAAAUUCCUACAUUGAGGCACUUGGAAGUGGUGGCUUUUCGGCUACGAGGUCGCACGGAUUUCGCCACAUUCGCUGGGGGGAAAACUUUUCUGCAGUUAGUGGUUUAUAGGAGUUACUUGGCUUCGUCCGGAAAUGGAGCCGGAAAAUUCCAGCAAGUAUCAGAAACUGGCCGCUGAAUAUUCAAAGCUACGAGCCCAGGCCACUGUCCUCAGGCGGGCCGUUUUGGAAGAGCAGAGCAAGAGCGCUGCCCUCCGGGAAUCACUCAAAGAGAAGGAAUCAAAUCUACGCAAAACGGUCCAGGAAGUAGAUAGUCUAGGCUUUCGGAACAAGCAACUAGAGCGAACGGUGGCUUCGCUUCAGCAGGACCUGGAAGAGCUCAAGAAAGCCAACAACAAAGGACACAAGUCCAAAAACGUCAGCAUCAACGAAUCAAUCGUACCGGCGGACACACAAGUGAUCCGGGAGGACCUGGCCAAGAAGAUCGCGGAAAACUCGCAACUGAUGAUGCAGAUGGAGGAUCGCUAUGCCGAGAUCAAACAGUGCCAAGUGCGAAUGGAGGGUCUCAAUCGGGAACUGCAGCAGCAGGCUGCCGUGGAACAGAAGCUACGGAAGGAGAUGGAAGCUCUGGCACUGCGAAACACCGAACUGGAAGCGAAGAUAUCCGAGGCUGCAAGCACGAUCGGAAGCGAGGACGGAUUGAGUGUGACGGCCGACAUGGAGAACCACUACAAUAGCACUAGUAAUCACUUUAGUAGCACUUCGAGCCAAGCGGCGGUGGCAUCGGGUGGGGCAAGCAACAACCACAGUAGCACCCCUGGGGGCACCGGCAGCGGCAACUGUGAUGAUAGGAUAGUAUUUCUCGAGAAGGAACUAAGUCACUGGCGGGCGCAGUACGAACUGCUCAAAAUUGAGACCACUAGUCAGCGGGGGGCCGCGGAGGAAAAUGUACACGACUCCACCCAGGAUAAAACGGAAAAGAAUUUGGAGGACAAUCAAAUUCAGAGCGAACAGCAAUCACGGGAGCAAAAACUGACGGAUUGCUUCAUCAAAAGCAUAGGGAAUCUAUUUCAUGACAAGUGCAGAGCGGAAUCGAAACUUGCGUCGCAUUUAUUAGAGUCUCAAAGACUGCAAUCUCAUCUGGACAUUAUGAAGAACCGAUUGAAAGAUGGCGAGAAAACAAUUCGCGACAAGGAGCACCGGUACCACAUCAUCGAAGAUGAACUCGCCCGCACCCGCCUAAACUACGAAGAGCAGAUAGAAGUCCUCACCGAACAGGUGGUAAGCCUAAGCGAGCAACUGGCCAGCUGCAAAUAAAACAAGAAACUAAGCUUCCCCGUCGAACCAAACUCAGAUUGUGGGUGAUCUCCAUUUAUAUCCGAAGAGGAAUAGUAACCGACAAUUACUAUGAAACCGCUAAUAACUAAAAUACCAUUGAGGCGCGAAAUAGAUCGAAUGGAACAAUGAAUGUUCCAAGCAAACUAGUUGUUGAACAUGUAACAAAUUCAAUCCGAGUCGCAUUCCUACACGCGCGGAAUGACCGAAAAGAGCAACAGUAACUGUUUGAGUAUAGAGUAUUAUAACUUUUUUUUUCAUUUUUUCUAUGCUGUGUGUAUGUCAAAGAACAAGUUAUAUCAAGAAAUUUGUGGAUGAAAUUAUUGAAUGACGAACAAUAGAAAUAAAUUGUGCAAAUUAUUGUGUUA